Miscanthus lutarioriparius is the source of this 1536-nucleotide messenger RNA. Lineage: Eukaryota; Viridiplantae; Streptophyta; Magnoliopsida; Poales; Poaceae. The record is from the annotation of a GenBank genome assembly.
AUGCAGUGCCCCAUGGACACUGCUGCUAGUGGAACCUCACCAGUGAUGCAAUUCCAUAGCAAUGCUGAUGAGUCGACCUCCCAUUCAUCUCCAUUGGCAACAUUAAUAGAACGUUCACAGCGCCAUUGCUAUGGGGAUGGAAUCCCAGGCGAAUUUCCCCUUGCUGCUACAUGCACAUUUUUCAGUAAACCUGCAAAUUUUGCACCAAACUUUGCGUUGUCGCUUCCAGAGCUUGCGGCAUUUGAUACGUGCCAGAAAAGGACCAUGUUUAAGCUGAUGAAGCAAGAAGAUCAGGAGUGUCUGAAACAACGGUGUGGAGGCUCUUGGAAACAUGUUCUUAAGUAUAUUUUGGUUAGGGAGAAGAAUGGUUCUCGGGUGAUCGCCGGGCCAGGCCAUAGUAUAGUUAUCACCUCAAAUGGAGAUGUAUAUUCAUUUGGGGCAAACUGCUCCGGUCAGCUUGGCCUUGGGGAUUCAGAAGACCGGUUCAGGCCAUGUAUUAUUAGGUCUCUACAAGGCAUCAGAAUCACACAAGCUGCAGUUGGAUCAAGAUGGACAAUGCUUGUGAGUGACACAGGAAGCGUCUAUGCAUUUGGGAAGGAUAAUUUCAGGGGUGCAGAAUUAGUUGAUGAUGCUCCUAUUCAGAUUACAACUCCUAAGGUUGUGGAGUCAUUGAAGGGUGUUUUUGUAGUUCAAGCAGCCAUAGGGGGCUACUUCUCUGCAGUUCUGUCUAGAGAGGGUCGAGUUUACACUUUCUCAUGGGGCAAAGCUGAGAGGCUUGGCCACAGUUCGGAUCCUUCAGAUGUUGAACCUCGUCUUCUCUCUGGACUUGAGGAUGUUCCUGUUGCAUAUAUCUCUGCAGGAAAUUGCUACCUUCUUAUGUUGGCCUACCAGCCAAAUGGAAUGUCUGUGUAUUCUGUGGGUUGUGGUUUAGGGGGCAAGCUUGGGCAUGGAUGCAAAACUAAUAAGGGGAUGCCCAAGUUGAUUGAACAGUUUCAGUCCUUGAGCUUUAAACCAAUUUCAAUAGCAGCUGGCACUUGGCAUGCCGCAGCCCUUGGUGCUGACGGCCGUGUGUGCACCUGGGGUUGGGGCCACACUGGUUGUCUGGGGCAUGGUGAUGAGGAAUACAAGGCUGUUCCCACAGUGGUUGAAGGAUUACGCAACGUGAAGGCCGUUCAUCUCUCCACUGGUGAAUACACAACAUUUGUCGUUGCUGAGAAUGGGGAUGUAUACUCCUUUGGAUCCGGUGAAUCCUUGCUUUUCCAGGAGGACGAUGAGGCAGAGGAGGGUCCGGAUUUCUCGACACCGAGCAUAGUCAGCUCGCUCAAGGCUCUGAACAAGAAGGUCGUGCAGAUCAGCCCCACAAACGCCUCGUACUGGCUGAACUCGGAAAUGGGUCACCCGCACACAUUUGCGGUAAUGGACUCCGGUGACUUGUGUGCCUUCGGAGGAGGGAUCAGAGGCCAGCUCGGCGUGAAGCUCCUUGAGGGUGUAGAAAAAGUGAGCGUCCCGAUGCAUGUUCCGAUUGGUCUCAACUGA